AUGAAUUUUGUAGAAGCGGGAGAUAUUAGACCAUCAAGUUCUACCAGUUAUUCUGAAGUAUUUCCAUCAGGAGCUGGAAUCGAUAAGAUUCCUCGUGGUGCUGUGCGACAAAAACUGAAGUUGUUUGGCGGAAGUUUUUCUCAUGGUCGUUGUGGUGAAAUUAAUGUACGACAUUCAGCUUCGUUAUCAAAAGAACCAGUUGAUUAUUUUUUAGAAAGUAAAAAAUUUUCUACUAAAAUAUCUAUCAAACGACUUCCGCAGAACACGAUGCAACGAUAUCAGUCCGGCUCGACAUCAUCGUUGAGGCUUCCUUCUGAUAAAAUAGGCAGUUCUCGCGUUCGACUACAAAAUGCUCAAGCAACUUUGACUGUAAAAAGGAAUGAGACUCCAAACAGGUUGAAGAAAAUAAAGACGUCUGUGGACGGUAGGCAUACCUUUAAAAAGCCUGUAACGUACGCCUCUGCAGGUCAUCUCAUAUUAGUUUCUACUUUAGUAAUGGUAAGCCGUGAAGAAGCUUCUGGAUGUAUUGAUGCUGCUUUUAAAAACUUUUGCGGUGAACGCGUGGAGCUCGUGGAGCCCGGGACGAACAGGACGUCGCAACCAUUCGAAACGAAAUAUAAUGAAUCUUUCAGUGAAAAAUCGGUUGUCAGAAUUGAUGGUCCUAUUUACCAACAGCCAGUGAUACAAAGAUCGCCACAAGAAACCGUGGCCAGCAGUAGUCUAUAUGCUAAUGAGCUCAGCAAGUCUUCCACUUGGGCUGGUUCGCGAAAGCCUGAAGUUAUUUAUGAUCAGCCGUUUACCGGGACCGAAAAUGCGAAAACCAUUCAGGUACCAUUAGCUCCAAUAAGUCCUCGAAUACUAGUCGCGCAACUUGCCUCAUUUAAGGAAUUAAAUCAACAGUUGGCGGUGAAACUAGCAAAAGCAGAACGUGAUGCACAGCUCUUUCGUCUACAAUUAAGCUUGCUGAAUGAAAAUAACGAAGCUGAGGUUGAAGGUAGAAAUGAUGUUGAAACUCUUCGAGAGGAAGCUCUUGAAGCUCUGCUGAAGGAACAGGAAGGCAACGGUUUAAGACCGUUAAGCCCUGCUUCUAUCAGAAAAAACUGCGAUCGCAUGCUUCAAUUUGUAAAAGAAUAUGGAUGUUCUAUGGAAUACAAGAAGGAAAAUCGAACUCCUGAGGUCAGUUUUCUAGCUGCACUUGAAGAAUGUUCAAUACCUGGCCACGUUGAACAGCAUGAUGCUGUGCGAGGGAAUGGUAUUUGUAAUGAACCAGAAGAUGGACGAAGCAUCGGUUACAAGCAAAGUUACAACCCUGCUCAGCAGAUUUCCGCUCUGCAAGGUAAACUUACUCUUCUUGAAAAUGAACUUUCAAUGAAGGAUGAUGAAAUAGAUCGUCUUGAGAGAGGGAUUGCAGACGCCCAACGUUGUGUUUAUUCAGUUUGCAAGUCAUUUUUUCUUCUGUGUAAAACAGUACUCGAAUUGCAGAAUCAACAGUUGAACGCCAAAUUGGGGAUGCUCUCAAUGGGUAAUACUGUAGAACGACGCGUCCAGGAUAAAGAACUUAGUGUUGGUUGA
Molecule: messenger RNA, 1572 nt
Organism: Enterobius vermicularis (human pinworm)
Lineage: Eukaryota; Metazoa; Nematoda; Chromadorea; Rhabditida; Oxyuridae
Source: the annotation of a GenBank genome assembly